This is a messenger RNA of Parasteatoda tepidariorum (common house spider), 825 nucleotides long. RefSeq lists its product as uncharacterized. NCBI's taxonomy places the organism in Eukaryota, Metazoa, Arthropoda, Arachnida, Araneae, Theridiidae. The record is from RefSeq and is a predicted model, not a curated record.
AUGACUACAAAAAACAGUGAAAAGAUCGAAGCAACGAUCGUCAUGGACGUCGAAGCUAAUAAAGUAAGCAUUAAAAUUCCACCUUUUUGGAGAGAGAAACCCGACAUUUGGUUUUACCAAGUAGAAGCACAGUUUCAAAUAAAUAAGAUCACAACUGAAGAAACCAAAUUUAAUUAUUUGAUAUCCCAACUGGAACCGAAGUAUGUAGAAAAUAUUUGGGACAUUAUUAAAGACACUAAGCCUAACAAAUAUACCUUGGCGAAAGAAAGACUUUUAAAUACGUUUAAGGAAAGCGAAAACAAGAGAAUUCAGCGCUUAGUUACAGGAUUAGAACUUGGAGAUUACAAGCCAAGCCAACUUUUGCAAAAAAUGAAAAAUUUAGGAGCAGACGAUUUUUCAGAAAAAGUGUUAAAAUCUUUAUGGCUUGAUAAAAUGCCGAAUUUUAUACGAAAUAUUCUGCUUGUCAGUGAAGAAAGUUUAGAUAAACUGUCUACGAUGGCGGAUAAAAUUCACGAAAUGAAAACUGGGGAAGAAAUAUGUGCUGUUUCACCAAAUGUUACCAACAAUGAUGCUUUAAUUGCACGAAUAGCAGCAUUAGAACAGAAAAUUGAUUCACUGCAAAUAAAUGACCGUAGUAGAUCUAAAUUUAGAAAUAAUUACCGAAAUACAUCUCGAAGUCGCAGUCAUUCAAUAAAAGCAUUCAAUAGGAAAGGUAAAUAUUGUUACUAUCAUUUUAAAUUUGGUAAUCGUUGCCGACCUGAGAAAUGUUAUUCACCAUGUGCUUGGCGAGAAAAGUCGGAAAACUCCAUGAUGCAACAGGAUUAG